AUGCUUGCACCACAUUUUGCUGAAGAUAUAGACAUCUUCAAUCGACAUAUUUCGCAGCAUCGCAAAGCGGAGGGCGAAGUGGAAUCUUCCAACUACCAGACACUUCUACACGAUGCGAAAGACCCGGUGGUGUAUCUGACUGUCCCAAGGUUUCGCACUGGCCUACCGCCCAACAGUGGAUGUGGAAGAGAGCAACUUGAGAUCGUUGAACAGAUCAUGGGGCCUUUCAAGAGAGAAGUGGUGGAGCUCUAUUUCAAUCACAUUCAUUAUCAUUUCCCCAUCCUAGAUGAAGAGAUGUGUGAGACGCUGCGAACUGGUCAAUACGGCAAAGUACCAAACAACUUAAUGUGUGUGAUCUACGCAUUGGCGUCACCACAUUGGACAAAAUCGGAUACCCUGAAGAUGCACCCCAAACCAAACUCAUACUACGUCUGGAAUAAGGGCAUCUCAGCAACGCUAGAAGACUUUCUCAGCCCCGGAAUGUCUACUAUACAAGCUGCUGUGCUCGAUCAGGUUGGACGGCCUUCGGUUUCUAUUAUCGGCAAUAUCACUCUAUGUGGCCGGACAGUUUCAUUGGCCCAGACAUUCGGGCUACACAGGGAUCCAUCAAAGUGGAAUAUCACGGAGAACGAAAAGUCGGUUCGAAUGCGACUCUGGUGGUGUGUUCUCAUUACCGAUCAGUGGUCUAGUGUUGCAUAUGGCGCACCGCCUUAUGUGUCAAAAGGCUACUACGACGUCCCGCGCCCAACUGUGACGUCGCUUAUUGGUAACAAGGCGAGCUCGCAGCAGAAGCAAACUACUACCUGCUUUAUACAUUUAUGCUCUUUGACGGAGUUGCUUGCGGAAAUCUUGCCUUUCGUCUACCAGAUCAACCCAGAUCGGAUACAGCUUGCCCGGGAGAUUGAUCGUUUCAAGCACGAACUGAACGACUUGGAAGCACAGCUUCCUGAAUGGCUCCCUCUUCCGAACCGUCCAGGCACGCCCAUGCUGUGGCUCUCAUUCCUCUCAAUCAGGCUUGUACUUGCCCGCGUCAUCUUCCGCGCAGCAGUUCUCGAUGGAGAUGGUAGUAUAGGGCGGAACCGGAUGGAUCAACUGCGCAUCGCAUCGUCGGCAGUCCUCGACUUCAUAUUGACAAUGGGUGAGACCCAAUUCCUGGACUUCUGGCUACCCUAUGCGACUCAUCUCUUGGUACACGCCAUCACUGUGUCGCUUCGAUGCACUGUGGAAACUCAAGACCCUGAGAUACGGAACACAUCUGUCGCACGCCUUGAACGUGUCAUUGCGCACAUUCAGCAUGCACGAGACAACUAUGAUUGGGAUCUCGCAAACUAUGUGCUGGAACGGUGCGCUGAUCCUGUGUCGAAGAUCGCAUCGCUAAACGCACGAGAGGUGCCACAGCCGUCGGAAACAGAGCUCACUAGCAUUGUUGCUAAUGGGAAUGGGAGCGAUGUGCCGGUGAUGCCCAACUUUGACGACGCGAGCUUCUUGUUAUCUGACAUAUUGGACCCGAAUGCUUUCGAUUUCUCCUGGGAUGCAUUAUGGGAUACACCGUCUGGAAUGACGAACUUCUCGAUCUGA
Messenger RNA from Alternaria atra, 1578 nucleotides. RefSeq lists its product as uncharacterized. Gene Ontology annotation, molecular function: zinc ion binding; DNA binding. Gene Ontology annotation, biological process: DNA-templated transcription. The transcript has a single exon. The coding region runs from base 1 to 1578 and encodes 525 amino acids. The record is from RefSeq and is a predicted model, not a curated record. NCBI's taxonomy places the organism in Eukaryota, Fungi, Ascomycota, Dothideomycetes, Pleosporales, Pleosporaceae. Gene Ontology annotation, cellular component: nucleus.